AAAUGUAAUUUUUUACUUUUUCAUUCUAUAUUUUUUUCUUCUCAUAGGGUUAGGGAAUGAAGCUAAAAGCUCCUCUAGCUAUUUCCUUCUCCCCAACACCCCAGUAAAAUUGUGCUCAAGGAUGCUCUAUGAGUUGCACUAAUUGCAUCAUCAACGGGAAGUAAAGGAUCAGAGAUCAUUUAUCUGAAUUUCUGCAUAUUGACAGUGGGUUCCUGUUUUGAAUUGUUAAACUAGAUGUCUGCUAGAGCCACCCCCUUCCCUCGGCUCCUCCUUAACAAUGUCUCUUGCAUGAGAAAUGCGCAGCAAGUUCUGCGUCAUGUGAAUGUCUCUCUUCAUGAUGGAGGAGCCCUCGUGCUAACCGGUGCAAAUGGUUCUGGAAAGUCAACUUUCUUGCGCAUGUUAGCCGGGUUCUCCCGUCCUUCUGCAGGUGAAAUCCUUUGGAAUGGCCAUAACACUCAAGACUCUGGAAUCUUCCAUCAGUAUAAGCUUCAGCUUAACUGGCUCUCUCUCAAGGAUGCCAUCGAUGGUAGGCUUACAGUUGUUGAAAAUGUCCGAUGGUUUGAAACUCUGGAAAACAAGUACGGGAAGGCUUUGCCUGCACUUGAGUUGAUGGGACUGGGAAGAUUGGCCAACGAAAAGCCAAGGAUGCUAUCUAUGGGACAAAGGAAAAGGCUGCAACUUGCAAGAUUGCUCGCGAUUGAUCGCCCCAUAUGGUUGCUGGAUGAGCCUUCAGUUGCAUUAGAUGAUGAAGGUGUGAGGUUACUUGAGUACAUUAUUGCAGAGCACAGGAAACAAGGAGGCAUUGUGAUUGUGGCGACUCAUUUACCUAUUGAGAUAGAAGAUUCCAUGAUCUUGAGGCUGCCACCAAGGUUUCCAAGGAGGAUGACUUUAGUGGAUAUGCUUGACCGGUCAGAUUAUGUUGGUUAGUUCCUAUUUUAAUUCACAUUCCCUCAAGACUAGAUUAAGUUCUGGAAUCAGUAUCUAUGCAAAAUUUCAUUGCUGACAUUUUAGUCAUGAUUCAUUGCUUAGUUGUCUUUAUUUUGUAUUUUUAUUGAUCAUGCUUAUAGACUUGCAGUCUGAUGGGUUCGUGUACAUCUUCUAUGAAACAUUUUAAGAGCCUUGAGAACCACAUUUCAAAUGGGUAUUCAGGCAUCAGAUAAUACAAUUGUUCUGAUCUCUA
This is a messenger RNA of Lotus japonicus, 1180 nucleotides long. RefSeq names its product ABC transporter I family member 1. The record is from RefSeq and is a predicted model, not a curated record. Gene Ontology annotation, biological process: cytochrome complex assembly. Gene Ontology annotation, molecular function: transmembrane transporter activity; ATP binding; ATP hydrolysis activity. The transcript has 2 exons. The coding region runs from base 235 to 927 and encodes 230 amino acids. Lineage: Eukaryota; Viridiplantae; Streptophyta; Magnoliopsida; Fabales; Fabaceae.